AUGCCAACGUCGCUCCCUUCCACCUCUCUCUCUCUCUCUCUCUCUCUCUCUCUCUCUCACGUCGUUGGGCGUUCGAGUGUGUGAGAGAAAUCUUCGCCAAUCAUCUCUGGUUUUUUCCCUCGCAGAGACCUAAUCGAAGUCUCCCCCUCCCCCAAACUCGCAGGCCUGAAGCGCACCGGGAAGAGCUGCCGCCUCCGGUGGCUGAACUACCUUCGCCCCGACGUCCGGCGGGGCAACAUCACCCCCGAGGAGCAGCUCCUCAUUCUCGAGCUCCACUCUCGCUGGGGCAACAGGUAAACCUCCCCUUCACCGUGGCUAUCAGGAAUUCAUCCUUCACAGCGUUGGCCCAGCAAAUAAUUCAUCCCUUCUGGUGCAGGUGGUCGAGGAUAGCGCAAUGCCUGCCGGGGAGGACGGACAACGAGAUCAAGAACUACUGGCGGACGAGGGUGCAGAAGCACGCCAAGCAGCUCAAGUGCGACGUCAACAGCAAGCAGUUCAAGGACGCCAUGAGGUACCUUUGGAUGCCGAGGCUAGCGGAGAGGAUCCGCGCCGCCUCCGACGUCAAGAACGCCGCCGCAGGCACCGGCGGCGCCGGCAUCUGGCAGCCGCCGCCGGCGGCUGAGGAGUCGGAGAACGCCGAGUUCAGAUUGGAGAAUUCGAGCCUGGAGAGGUCCUCGUCGUCGGAGCUGUCGGCGGUGACUUGCUGGUCUUCGCCGCCGGUGUCUGAAGUCGCCGACUGCCACUCUCUCGCUAUGGGAAGAAGUCAUGGCGACAACUUUCCCAGCGAGGACAUGAUCGGCGGCUGUGGUUUCUUCUCGGAGACCCUCCCGAGCCCUUUCGGCUGCUUCAACCAGGGAUUCCCGGACUUGGAACAGACCUCGUGGGGCGCCGGCGCCGGCGACAACGACGACGACUUCCCGUCGGAGAACUUAUGGACCCCCGACGACGCCUGGUUCUUACAACAGAUGCUUCAGUGAGAGAGAGAGAGAGAGAGAGAGAGAGAGAGAGAGAGAGUAGAGCAUGCAUAAUUAGCCCUAAACAUAGGAAUUUUUUCAAGGACAGAACAACACGAAGAGAAGAGAGAAGAAAGAGAGAGGACCUUGCGGGAAAUUUUCUCGAUUUUCCUCCCUCUUUCUCCAUCUUCUUCUCUGUCGAUCGUAUCAGAUCUUGUCUUUCAACUUUCUUCUUGUUCAUCGGGAUCUGGACGGUCACUCGACCUUAUUCUUUGUAAGUCGCAUCAUUUUUUUGUUAUAUACGUUCGAUAAAUGCAUAUGAACCAUCAUUUUCGUAUUCUAUGAUCACCACUCCUCUCUCCUCCCCGUAUACUCUACAAGCCAAGUUCGCACAGAUCUUCUUCUCUCUCUAGAAGUCGCAAUUGGCGGGAUUUCGCAACGUAUAAAGUUCUCUUGUUCUUGUUUGACUCUCAUCAGUCUGGUCAUCUUCUAAACUGUCCACAGAUUCUGAAACUAUUACUCCAGAGAGAGAGAGAGAGAGAGAGAGAGAGAGAGAGAGAGAAUACUAGGAUUGCCAAGAAAAGGAAUGGGUGGUCUUACUAAGAAAGAUACGACGAGGAGGGGCAUUAAUUAAUUCCCAAUUGGAAGAGAAGUCGUGGAUGAGAGUGCUUUUAAGAAAAGAAGGCUUUGACCUCGUGGGCUCGGCGACUUUGGGCUGGUCUAUCAAGUGCCCUUUGAAGCCAAAUUAGUCAAAGUAUGAGUGUUGCCUAAGCACAUGUUUCAUCUCGUCUAUGAAGCGCUGACUCUCCUCAUAUUACCUUUUGUCCCGAUUAAUCAGCGUUUGAGUAUUGUUUGACUUAUACCUGGAUAAAUAAUUGAACCACAAUUUUCAACUAUACUGAUUUGCUGACGUCAUGAGAAAAAAAGUACCUUUUCUUGUUUUUGUUUUUUGUUUUGAGCAAUGAGAUUUAUUGGGUUCCCUUGUAAUGGUGAUAAAAUUUGCAUGAAUUUAAUUUAUAUGGAUUCCCUCCUACCAAUGUCAUCUGAACAAAUUAACUCAAAAAGCUGAGGGGGAGAGAGAGAGAGAGAGAGAGAGAGAGAGAGAGGCGACUCUCCUUUUUGUUCUGUCACGUGAUCCGCGCGUGAGGGGCGGGACCGAAUGACCUGGCACAGCCGGGUCAACGCGGAACUCAUGUGAAUACUUUCCAGAAGUCGCGUCAAAAGGAAAGUGGGGGCCACACGCAUUAAAUCACAUCGUGGCCGUGCAUAUGGUGGGCCAAAGGGCCCACCAUCAACAUCACAAAUCUCCCUAGCCGUUGUGGGAUCCGUGGGGUUUAGCACGAUAUACACGCGGAGGUCCUCACACCGCGGCCGCGUUCCGGCGCGCGAUCCGACCGCGGAGUUUCGGUGUGGAUUCAAACAGUGCCCGUUCACAUCUCCCCCACUCUUUUCUAGAGAGAUAGAGAUAGAGAGAGAGAGAGAGGGGCGCCGCCGGCGGUGGGAUUCCGCCGCCGUCCAGGGCCUCGGGUUUCUUUCUCACUCAUUCUUCUCGUUGACACAUCCACUGAAACCCCCGCCGUUAUUGGCGUGGUCGUGGGCCAAACAAAAGGAAGCUCGCCACCUCUUUCACAUUGCAUGAUGAGAGAGAAAGAGAGAGAGAGAGAGAGAGAGAGAGAAGCCGGACUAGACCCAGAGGGAGAGAGAGAGAGACAGACAGGCACAUACACAGAGAGAGAGAGAGAGAGAGAGAGAGAGAGAGAGAGAGAGAGAGAGAGAGAGAGAGAGACAGACAGACAGACAGACAGACAGAGCUGAGAUCCAGGCUUUCGGUCGAGAUGCUAUGAAAGUAUGGGCCGGCCCAAAGAGAGACCAAAACGGGCCUAUUUCUCUUUCCGGGCUCGCCCAUUAA
Messenger RNA from Spirodela intermedia, 2862 nucleotides. NCBI's taxonomy places the organism in Eukaryota, Viridiplantae, Streptophyta, Magnoliopsida, Alismatales, Araceae. The record is from the annotation of a GenBank genome assembly.